UCAGUGGUCACAGUCCUCCAGCGCACAAGCUGGAGACAGCAAGACCUUUGUCAGGAACACACUGUGAAGUCUUGAGAAGUGCAAGGGUUUGUGCUGGUGAAGAAAAGGGAUGGAAUUCUGCAGUCUAGCUAUCCUGCUCUUUGGGUCAGGGAGUCAUCUGUAUGCACGGCAGUCAUGAUUCAGUGAAUAUGAUCCCCUAUCUGGUGCAAAGCAUUUUAAAUAGCUCUAGCAAUUUAUGGAUGGUGAAAGUUGAACCUCCUCAAGAUGAUAAGUGCAUACAAAAAGCUUGGAAAAGUGAAGACGAUAUUAAAGUUCCAUAUAAGACUUUUCCAGUCCUGUGUUCGGAACACGAAACUCGUCUUGUUGACGACUUAUUCAAGAACUAUAACAGCAUUGUCCGCCCAGUUAACGAUCAUCGAGAUAUUGUUCAAGUUACGGUUGGGCUGCAGCUUAUCCAGUUGAUCAACGUGGAUGAAGUGAAUCAAAUAGUAACAACCAAUGUGCGUCUGAAACAGCAAUGGACUGACGUAAAUUUGAAAUGGAAACCAGAAGAUUACGGUGGCGUGAAACAAAUUCGCAUCUCGUCUGAAAAGAUCUGGCAUCCGGAUCUUGUUUUGUAUAACAAUGCGGAUGGAGAGUUUGCUAUUGUGCAGUUUACUAAAGUACUCUUGGACUAUACAGGCAGCAUCACAUGGAAUCCUCCUGCCAUAUUCAAAAGCUACUGUGAGAUCAUAGUCACCCACUUUCCAUUUGACGAGCAGAACUGUUCUAUGAAGUUGGGCACCUGGACCUAUGAUGGCUCCAAGGUUGCCAUCAACCCGGAAAGUGAUCGCCCAGACAUGAGUAACUUUAUGGAAAGUGGAGAAUGGAUCAUGAAAGAUUAUCGGGGAUGGAAGCACUCGGUUGAAUAUGCCUGCUGCGUUGAGACUCCAUAUCUGGAUAUCACCUACCACUUCCUAAUGCAGCGUUUGCCCCUCUACUUCAUUGUUAAUGUCAUCAUUCCUUGCCUUCUCUUCUCAUUCUUAACCGGAUUAGUAUUUUACUUGCCCACAGAUUCAGGCGAGAAGAUGACCUUGAGCAUUUCUGUGCUGCUGUCUUUGACUGUCUUCCUUCUGGUCAUUGUGGAGCUCAUUCCUUCGACCUCCAGCGCAGUGCCAUUGAUUGGCAAAUACAUGCUGUUUACCAUGGUAUUCGUCAUAACCUCCAUCAUCAUCACCGUCAUUGUGAUCAACACCCACCACCGCUCCCCGAGUACCCAUACUAUGCCCCAAUGGGUGAGGAAGAUUUUCAUCAAUACAAUUCCAAACCUGAUGUUUUUCUCAACGAUGAAACGGCCUUCCAGAAAUAAGCAGGAAAAAAGCAUUUUUACUGAAGACGUUGAUAUAUCUGAAAUCUCUGGCAAGCAAGGUCCGACUGCAAUGAAUUUCCAGCCAUCCCUUAUGAAAAAUCCAGAUGUUAAAAGUGCUAUUGAAGGCAUCAAAUACAUUGCUGAAACCAUGAAGUCCGACCAAGAAUCUAACAAUGCUGCAGAAGAAUGGAAGUUCGUUGCCAUGGUGGUGGACCACCUUCUCCUUGGCAUCUUCAUGUUGGUUUGCAUUAUUGGAACACUGGCUGUUUUUGCUGGUCGCCUCAUUGAAUUACACCAGCAGGGGUGAAUAGGAGACUUCGUGGUUGACCAUGCAUCGACAUCUGCUCCCCUUUGCUGAGUGUCUUCAUAUGGUCACUCUUCACUGGAUCCUCAGCCCCACAAGUCUGCUGUUUGCAGAGAAAAACAAUCAACAAGACGGAAUGUGUAAGGUUGUUUUCUGAGCUGCUUUCUUGUUCUUGCCCCACGAAAAGAGAAGUGAAAAGGAUAGGAAUGAGUUUCUGACACCAUUUUUCUGCAGUUUUUAAUUGUAUAAGUAGCACACUUAAGGUCCAAAAGCAUGGCUUUUGUUUCACCCAUACAACUUGUUAUGGCACUAAAUAAGAACUUGGCACACACCAGGCAAAAGGCGCCCACCAGCAGGGCAAUUUUAUCCCUUUCCCCCCAGAAAUGUAGGGCAUGAGAAUCCCUUAGUGUUUCUUAAAGCGUACGUACCAUAUUUUACCCUUUCUGAGACCACCAACCCUUUGGCAGUCAUCUCAUCUGCAAGUUAGUAUCCUGAAUCUUUGGAUACCGCUGUCUGCAUGCUGCUCACCUAUAUGUGCUUAAGGAUAUGUGCACUGCGUUGCUAUUCCAACCCUGAAAUUUGAAAAGGAUUAGAACUUGAACAGAUGAGACAAAGGUUGUACAUCUCAUUAUGGCCAUAAAAUGCAAAUUGCAGAUUUGUGCAGCCUCAGUUUGCCUUGGGAGUGUACAAGGAAGGAAGAAAAAGUUUAAUUCUUAACUUCCACCUGGUUUUACCUCUCAAAAUCAGGCUUCCUGCUUUGUUUUUAAUUCCAGAGGAUAGCCAUGUUGGUCCGUUGCAAAAAAGUUAAUCAGAAGUUGGCAUCCAGACAUCUCUGACAGCUCAAAAUUAAGACUAUUACUGAGUAGCCUUUGUAAAAACUGCAUUGUAGACGUGGCAAGUUGGCAACCUUUUCUUUAACCGUUACUUUUAAUGCUUAAACUUUGUUAGAGUGUAUGGCCUAUGGGCUGUUAAACUGAAUAAACUGAAACUAAUCAGAAGUCCAGUAGUACCUUCAAGAGUAACAAAAUUUAUUUCAGCAUAAGCUUUUGUUAGUCAGAGCUCAUGUUAUCAUAUGCAAAAAAUGUAUACUUUGUGCAUCUGAGGAAAUAAGCUCUGACCUGACUCAUGAAAGCAUUUAGUUUUUAAGGUACCACUGGACUUUUGUUUCAUUUUGCUUUAUUAUUAGCAUUUUAAAAGGAAAAAAACACUUUGAAAGGGUAGAUCUUUUCUUCUAUAAUGUUUUAGUAACAAAGCAGGGAGCCCAGUUCUGAGUUGCAACUCCCCUCCCCGUCUUCAUGCUGUAGAGGCACAAGGCCUUUUCAGAAAUAAUAAUCCAUGUGUGCCAGGCAUCUGGCAACUGCAUCUAGCUCCUAUUGAUAGGUUUGUUACUUAUUUAUUUACUUGAUUUAUAUCUUUCCUUUCUCUCCAGUGGGGACCCAAAGCAGCUUACAUCAUUCUCCUUGCCUCCAUUUUAUCCUCCAACAACUCUAUAAGUAGGGUAGCCAGGUCCCUUUCCCCUCCCACCAGGAGGGUAGAGUACCAGGCACUUACCUCCUGUCAGGCAUGAGAGUAUUUUUCAUUCGCGUGUGCCCCGGUGUUGAUGCAGUGCCGUCACUUCCGGAAGUGAUGUCACCAUGCCACCUGUGCAAGUGCUGCCGCAUCCUGCAUGGGGCCCAUUUGGGGCCCAAAUCAGCCCCAAAGCGCGGGAACGCUCCCACGGCCGGCGCAAUGAUGUCACUGGCAGGCACCCAGGGAACACGCUCCCUGGGGGCAUGGCAACGGGCAACCUCCAGGGGGCUUGUUACCACCAUCCAGUUGUUGAGCGAUCAGCAGGUGAGGGGGCAAAUUCCUGGGAGUUUGCCCGCCACCGACAGGCACCUGGGAACCCUAUCAGUAAUGGAGGCUGAGGGUAUGUAACUGGCCCAAAGUCACUCAGCAAGCGUCCAUGGAAGAGUGGGGAUUUGAAUCUGGGUCUCCCAGAUCGUGGACCAGCACUCUAACCACUGUACAACUGAACGCAAUUCUAACAUUUGAAAAGGUUGAUUUGAGGCCACAGGAUCCUGCACUUUGCAUUUUUAUGGACUAAGACACAUGAUCGUCAUCGUGUUUCUUUGAGCCCUCGGAUUUCCUCCUACCACCAGCCUGCCGCUUCCCAUCUGUUCACUGCCUCUCUGCCGCUUCCAUGGUACCAUGGUUUUGAUCACUGCAUUUCUUAAUGCUCUGCUUCCAGGAGGAAAGUGUCUCUGGCUAUUCCUGUAACAGGAUCCUUCUACUUGUGUUUUCUGAAUCUCCAAAAUACUACAUGUACAAAAGACGUGAAUCCUACUUGACCUGAAAUCAACCCCUGCUACCACUCACCUGGCUGGUGGGAGGGGGAGAGAAAGGUAAGCAGAGGCAGGCCAGAGCAUGCUGCAUGCGCACUCUGCAGGCCACAAUGAUAUCACUUCCAGUUUGGACGGGAAGCUACAAUAUCUCAGCAGGGCCAAUUCUGUAAGAAUCAGCCCAAAACAGAGCAAAAACACUAUGUUCUGAGUCCAGUGGCAGCUUAAAGACCAACAAGAUUUUCAGUCUGUAAGCUUUCAAGAAUCAAAGCUCCCUUCUUCAGACACCAUGUUGGUCUCUAAAGUACCACUGGACUCAAAUCCUGCUGGUCUACUACAGACCAACACAGCCACCCACCUAAACUAUCCUCACAGAAGGCAGUACAUUCAGCUGCAUGGAGUGGAAAUCUAUUGUGUCUAAAGAAGGGAGCUCUCUGACUCUCAACAGCUUACACUCUGAAAAUCUUGUUGGUCUCUAAGGUGCCACCAAAACUCAAAUCCUGCUGUUCUACUGCAGACCAACACAGUUACCCACCUAAACUACAUUUUGGGCCUGCUGAGGUGUCCUAGCUUCUGGAUUAAACCAAAAGCGACAUCAUUGGGAGCCUGCAGAGUGUCCAAAGCACAUGUACAAGAGAAGACAGUGUUGUACUUCCCCUCGGCACCCCACUGUCAAGAUCUGGCUGUGCCAGGAAGGCCUAGCAAGGCCUCAGAAACCUGUUAGCAGUGGGAGUAGGCCUGCCUAUGAUUCCCAGGAGCCGUUGGGCCAUUUUGGCGUCCUUUUGGGGCUAUUCAGAACACAGGGGGCUGGUGCUAUAUAAGUCUGGGAGGAAUAAAAGCCUGCGUUCUUUCUCCCAGGGAGCAGACCCGAGGAGGUUUCUGCUAGGGAGAGAGGCCCUCAUCCAGGUAUGAUGAGAAGACAGGCCUGGCAGACAGAGGGACAAUGAGUUCAGUCACACUAGGGCCUUUUGUUUAUUUUGCUUUCACCCAUCUAUUGUUGCUAAUGCACCUUGUUUGCUUGUUUGUUUGUUGAUUAUUAAUUGACCUCCUCAUAAAUAAACCCUUUUGUUUGUUGUUA
Messenger RNA from Eublepharis macularius, 5051 nucleotides. RefSeq names its product cholinergic receptor nicotinic alpha 1 subunit (gene CHRNA1). The record is from RefSeq and is a predicted model, not a curated record. The coding region runs from base 162 to 1655 and encodes 497 amino acids. Lineage: Eukaryota; Metazoa; Chordata; Lepidosauria; Squamata; Eublepharidae. The transcript has 10 exons. Gene Ontology annotation, cellular component: synapse; neuron projection; postsynaptic membrane. Gene Ontology annotation, biological process: chemical synaptic transmission; nervous system process; regulation of membrane potential. Gene Ontology annotation, molecular function: acetylcholine-gated monoatomic cation-selective channel activity; transmembrane signaling receptor activity.